Molecule: messenger RNA, 3017 nt
Organism: Thamnophis sirtalis
Lineage: Eukaryota; Metazoa; Chordata; Lepidosauria; Squamata; Natricidae
Source: RefSeq, a predicted model, not a curated record
UGAGAAAUCUGGGUGACGAUGGUGGCUUAAUUUCAGCCUUGGGUGUGCCUGGUCAAGCUCCAAGGCAGCGGGCGCGGAAUCGUCUCGGAUGCUGCCGGAUUCCACAAGCAGGGAAAGGAAAAGUGCCAAGGCUUUCCUGGAAAACCAGCCACUUCUUUAAAGGGGGACUUUGGAAAGAGUCACGAGGAUCCCCAGCGGAAUUGGCCUCCUUCAGCCCAGCACCACCCAGCUGACAUCGGCCGAGCCUCAGGCUGUGGCCCAACUUCUGGUGGGACUGGCGCAAGUGGGCACUUUGGAGCCCUGACCGUAUAUAUUCUGCCUGGUUGGCCUCAGCCUUGGCAGCCCCAGCUGGACUCGCAGCAGCCAUGGAGAUCCCGGCUGCCACUCGGACGGACUUGGGGGGCCCCUUCGGCAUCCUGCUGGCCAUGGCCGCCUCGUGCCUCCUCUUCCGCCACUUCGCAGCCAAGAAGAGGUUCGCCGGCCUCCCACCGGGCCCUCCCCCUCUCCCCUUCUUCGGCAACAUGCUCCAGGUGGACGUGAAGGAGCUGAUCCCCUCCCUCAGGGAACAAGACCUACGGGCCCCUGUACACCGUCCACCUGGGCUCCCGGCCCUGCGUGGUCCUCUCGGGCUACCAGGUGCUGAAGGAGGCCCUGAUCGACAAAGCCGAGGAGUUCAGUGGCCGGGGGGACUUUCCUGCUGUCCAGAUGUGGAGCAAAGGAAACGGCAUCGUGUACGGGACAGGGGAGCGCUGGAGGCAGCUGCGCAGGUUUGCCAUCGGGACCCUGAAGAAUUUCGGGAUGGGGAAGCGGUCCAUGGAGCAGCGGAUCAAGGAGGAGGCCCAGUUCCUGGUGUCCGAGUUCCGCAAAACCCAAGCUGCGCCGGCUCCAACAUCAUCUGCUCACUGGUCUUUGGAGAACGGUUCGAAUACACAGACGAGGCCUUCCUCACCUUGCUUGACUUGAUCAACAGCAACUGGAAGCUCAUGAGCUCCACCUGGGGACAGCUGCUCUUCGUCUUCCCAAACGUCAUGCGGUGUCUCCCAGGGCCCCACCAGAGAAUCUACGCCAACUACCUGAAGCUGGCAAAGUUUGUGGGCCAACGGCUGGAGAGGAACAGGCAGACCCUGGACCCCAACUGCCCCAGGGAUUUCAUCGACUGCUUCCUCAUCAAAAUCCAGCAGGAAAAGGGCAACGCCAGUUCUCACUUCACCGAGGAGACGAUGUCCAAGACCACCGUCAACCUCUUCUUCGCCGGCACCGAGACGGUCAGCUCCACCCUGCGCUAUGGGCUGCUCAUCCUCCUGAGGCACCCUGAGGUGGAAGAGAAGCUGCAUGAAGAGAUCGACCAAGUCAUUGGGGGCAACCGUGCCCCCUGCAUGGACGACCGGAGUCAGAUGCCCUACACGGACGCGGUCAUCCACGAGAUCCAGCGCUACGCCGACAUCGUCCCUAUGGGGGUGCCCCACACAGUCACAAGGGACAUCGAAUUCCGGGGAUACAGACUCCCCAAGGGCCUCAACGUCAUCCCCUUGCUCUGCACCUCCCAGUUUGACCCCACGCAGUUCAAGAACCCCCAGGCCUUCGACCCGACCCACUUCCUGGACGAGAGCGGGGGGUUCAGGAGGAGGGAGGCCUUCAUGGCUUUCUCAGCAGGCAAGCGGGUGUGCCUGGGCGAAGGCCUGGCCAACAUGGAGCUCUUCCUCUUCCUCACCACCAUCUUGCAGAACUUCCGGCUGAAAGCGCUGACGGACCCCUCAGCCAUCGACAUCUCCCCCGAGUCCACCGGCCUGGGCAGCAUCCCCCGGCCCUACCAGCUCUGCCUCCUCCCCCAAUGAAGGGCUGGCUCCCCUGGGGGGCCCAGCUGCUGUGGGCUGCUCACCUCCCAGGUGCCCCAGUUGCCCAACUGGCAGAGGGAGAGGCCGUUUUCAGGGAACCGGGAGGGGGGCUCUUAGAGGGGGGGGCUGGAGAGGUGGAGAAGCACAUCCAGGCGCCACACAGAAGAGACAGGCCGAUCUGCCCAGCGCCUGUGCCAGCCAGCCCGGAGGGGGGGGGGUUCCCUGCUUCUCACAGCCCCCGAAGUACAGCUGGUGGCUUUGAAAGGGACCCCCUCAGCCCCCGACCCACCAGAUGGAGAUUUAUUAGCCUGCUACUCCAUGGUGUGCCGGCUUCCCUAACCCCAAGUCUUGCUGUCUGGAAGUCAGGAGAGCUUGGAGAAAGGGAAGUUUUGGUCACGCCAAGGGUGAUUUGGGCAGCCAACCUGGAUUCCCAGCUCUGAUCCCGAAUGCAGAGGGGAGCCUCUUGUGCGUGCUUGCUCAGCCGUUUAUUUAGAAUGCUUGUAUCCCACUUCCCAACCCCCCAAGACCCUCCAAACAGUUCACAAAGGAUUCUGAAGGAGAAAAGCCAGCUGAAAUUGAUUAACAGAGCAGAAGAAUCUCUUUUAAAAAGCAAGAUUAUUCCAGGCCCCUUGACUGCCCUCAGCCCAUUUCUCCAAACCUCUCCCCCCAAAUCAGGUCAAGGACAGGAGCCAAAGGGGUGGGGGGGGGGAUGUCCCCCUUUCUCUCCAAGGUUCUGAAAACGGCCGUGUGUUAAGAUAAAAACCUGCCCCUGGGCCUUCACUGACUUGGAAGUCACCUCGGGUAACAUUUGGCAGUGUGCAAUUCAAAAUUUGCAUCAUAACGUUACUUAUUUCUGGUUGUCCCUUUGGGCCUCCCCCGCGGGGCCUGAGAAAAGCCCCCUCCGAAGACGCCCCGAGGGCUCCCAAGGGCCGCUUGAGGGAGGGAGGGGGGGGCGGAUUAAGACACCGGCAAAGGCGUCCCGGCCUUGGCUUACGGGACUCGGGGGAGGCGUUGACUCGGCCGGUUCUCUUCUUCCUCUUCGCCUUCUGGGCCCCUUGGAAGCGUCUCAGGUGCAAAAGGAGCCCCGGCCGAAGCUUCCGCGGGGGGAAGGUCAAGGCGCCAAACGGGGCUUUGGGGCUGGCAGCUCCCCGAUUCCGCAGCCUGCAAGCCGAUGCCUAGGAU